Molecule: messenger RNA, 3402 nt
Organism: Stegodyphus dumicola
Lineage: Eukaryota; Metazoa; Arthropoda; Arachnida; Araneae; Eresidae
Gene: wus
Product: TM2 and DnaJ domain-containing protein wurst
Cellular component (GO): membrane
Source: RefSeq, a predicted model, not a curated record
UCUUCAAGCAGCUCGACCAAUUACAGCACGAACAGGUGCUUGAGUUUCCUACAUUUAAUAACAUGGGGUUCAUAGGCUAUUCAGAUGUAUCUUGCAGGUUGUUUACGUAAUUUUUCAAUCGUAUUACCGGCGUUAUUCGAGUGUGCUUGCGAAGUUGUCCCGAAUGGCGGGCCUUUGAAACGAUAAAUUUAUUGAGAAUCGUUAAAACUGCUACAACAGGAUGGCUAAAAGUUUAUUUGUAACAUAUCUUCUAUGGCUUUUCGGAGGAUUGUUCGGACUUCAUCAUUUUUAUUUGGGAAGAGACUAUCAAGCUUUAAUUUGGUGGAUGUUUGCAGGUGGAUAUUUUGGAGCUGGCUGGUUCAGAGAUCUGUGGAGAAUUCCUGAGUAUGUGAAAGACGCUAAUGAAGAUCCUGAAUAUUUAGCAGAAUUGGCUGAAAAAAUGCGAAAGCAUGAUAAACCUCCAACAGGGUCCGUUCGUUAUUUUGGGCAGAUAAUGGUCGCUGAUGCCUUUGGUUAUUUAAUUCUUGGAGCUGUUCCUAGAGAAUUAGUACCUGAAAACUUUACGCGUAUAAUCUUUGCAUUUUUGAUACCUCUGUCUUCAGCCCUUGGUGUUUAUCUAGUUGGAAAUAUUGGCCGCCAUGAGGGAUCUCUUCGAAGUGCGCUAGCAGGAGCUUACCUGACAAUACCUGUAUACUUUUGGUUGGAAUCUCCCAUACUUAUAUCUUCUACUGCGUCCUCAACGUUUUUUAAUAGGUUUUCUAAGAGAUGGCGACGAACACCGAAGCCUCGCAAAUCUUUUUUCCGCAGAUUGGCGUUCUUUACCUUUUGCGGCAUAUUAUAUGUGUCUCUUUGGGGCUCUUUGUUGUAUUUUAAUUGCCACAUAACUUAUCAAGAUCAAGAGUCUGUAAAAUGCAGAGAUGCUGCCAAACACUUUUUCAAAAGCCCUAUAUGGAGAGAAUUUGUGACUGUGAUGAAGGAACUUUGGGGACAUGUGAAAGUUCAUGGUUGGAGAGAAGUCUGGAAAGAGAUUGUGGAUGCAUUUGAUCCUGUUGGAGAAACUAAUGCUUUAAGGGUACUGGGAUUGAAUACGAAUGCAACUCAACAGGAAAUUACAUUAAGGUACCGAAAAUUGUCCCGGAUGUGGCAUCCAGAUAAACAUAAAGAUGAGCUGCAAAAGAAGGUAGCAGAAGAAAAGUUCAUAGAAAUUCAGCAAGCAUAUGAAAUCUUAUCUAAAAUUAAAUCUCACCGUGUUGCUCAAAAUAUAAGAAAUCCAUCUUCUUAUGGUGAUCAGCAAGAAGCAUAGCUAUAAAGUCAAUGAAUAUUGACACAUUUAGGAGUAUAAUUUAUUUAUUAUACACUUGUGUGACAGAACUUUUAAUACUUAUUAUUUGCAAAUUUAAUUCUGUUAUAAGUUAUUUCACAUUUUAUUUGUUCAAAUAAGUUAAAACGAUUUUCAGUGUCAUGAAAUUAAAUUUUUUAAUUUUAUAAAUUUUCUACCAUUAUAAUUUUCUGCUUGUUUGAAAAUUUAAAUUAUAGGAUAAUAAAAUUUUAAUUCAUUUAAAUGGAGCAAAAAUUUUAGUUUCCUAAGGUUUCACUUAUUCUCAACCAUUUUGCAUUUCAUAUUUCUACUAUUUAUUAAAUAUUUAAAAGAAAAUUAUUUUUUAUUGGUUUUUAAGGCUUUUUUUAGUUCAAUAAUUUUUCUCAGAAGUAAGAAGUUAAAUUAGUUUUUCAGUAUUAACAUAGUUUCAGUCAUCAAAUUUGUUCUGAGUGGAUUACACAGAAUUGAUAUACUUAAUGCAAAUAAAUUUAGAAUAUAAAAGUGCUAGCUGUAUAAGCUUUUGUACUGUGCUGAUAAAUUUUUAGUUUCCAUUAUUGCUCAACAGGUGUUUUUAUAGUAAUAUUUCACAUAAAAAAAUAAUUAUCUUACUUAUUCAAAAACAAGAUCUCCUUUUUUGCACAUUUUUGUUCUAAAAAUUGGCAGGAUCUUUUAAUUGUAUAUUUUAACAAAUGAAUUUGUAGAAUAAAAGAUGGAGUUUAAGUUUCAUACUAUUUGAAAUAAUUAUACUGUUCUAAUACUAAAUAAACCACAUAACUAAUUACUCUACAUAUAAACUGUAUAAGUACUGCUAAUUACAAUAGCCACGUCUAAUUAAACAGUUUCAGUUUAAGCUUGCCAUUGCUAUGCUGGUUAUCGUUAUGCCUAAAAACAAGUAAUGGUGUAGGUUAAAAUAAUGAACAGAACAAAUAUUAAUUUAGAAGCCAAACAACAAAAGUCAGCGUUUGCAAAUAUAACGCUGAUUUUUGUUGUUUGACUUCGAAAUUAAAUAAUAGUGUGACAAUUCUUCCUAAAUAUUCUUUCUGUAGUAUAGUAAAAUGUUGCAUUUAAUUAGGUAAUUUGUCUUUCAUUCUAAUCAGAAACAAAUGAAAUGUAAUCGGAAUCCUGUUCUUACCAAAUAUUCAACUUUUAUAUCUGAAAAUUUAUCUUGAAAUAUAAAGGGAGUCUUAUUUUUGAAUAAAUAUGGUAAUGUUCUUUUAUAUAUAAUUUUCACUUAACAUUUUUUUAAUCUUUGCUAUUUGGAAAUAGUGAUCAGUUAUGGGCAGUUUUUCCACCACCUUUAAAGAUUUGUAUUAGAAUUAAAAUGUUAUAUCUUGUAUCAGGAAUUUGUUAAUUUUAUUUCUGAUUUUUUUAUUUUGUACUUACUAUGCAUUUAAUUAUUUAAAAUUAUCUGUAAAUUUCUGCUGCUGUUCAUUUUAAGUUCCCCCCCCCGGCUUUAAGUCUUACACAUAUUUUUCCCCACAGUUUCUGCUUUUCGUAAGAUUAUAUUAUAUAAAUAUGUUUUUCCUUUUGACUGGGUCUGUUAAUUUUCUUUCAAAAUGAAUAUGAAGGAAUGGAAAAUAGUAUUACUUUUUUCUCUGUAAUAAGUAAGCUUUUAUAUAGUUGUCUCACAAAUUUAUGCUGAAUAAUUAAAAAUUAAAUUUGUUUCUUUGUUUACUUUUCAGUCAGGAAAUGUAAAAGUUUUGCUUUUAUUACGUUUGUUAACCUUGAUUUUUCUCAUUAUAUUCUUUCCUUAACUUAAUGAAAAAAAAAUAUUAUUCAUUUCUUUUGUUCUUUGUAACUGAUCAUUUGACAUGCAAAAUUUUGCUUCUGUACAUGUAUACAAUUUUUUCAUGUGAAAACUUAAUCCCUUUCCUUUUAUCUUGAUUAAAAUGUAUUGAUGUCAUUAUAUUCAUGAUGUAUGUUAAGUUUUAAGCUUUGGAUAAUAUUUUUAUCAUUCCUCUGUGUUAAUUAAAUGUAAGUUGUAUGUAAGUUAGCUUAAGGAAAAAAAGCCAAAAUACUCUGACAAAAACAUUUAAAAAAUCAUACACGAUAUUUCAUAAAAUUUCAUGUAUUCUGAACUUUAA